AUGUAUGGACGAGCUCCAAGAGUGACCUUCGUGUCAACUGACGCUACAUCAUCCGCUGUUGGCCCCGGAUCCUACAAUGUCAGCCAGCGCGGCUACACCAUAGGAGAUGGCUAUGCUCCCUUCUUGUCCAUGACCGACAGGCAGUCAUUAUUACCAAAGUCCAGUGAGGGGAUACCAGGACCUGGACAGUAUGACUCCUUACCUGUCAAGCUAAACGUCCAUGGUGGCUGCAGUCUUCAGAACCGCUCCAAGCGUUUUGAGGAUGAUGCAUCAGAGGUUCCUGGCCCCGGGGCCUAUAAUGUGUUGCCUGCCUUAGAAAAUACGGUCAGGGUCGUGACGGCUAAUGUCGGACAGCCUGAGAAGAUCGGCAGGAAAAUGGCUAAAAGUCUCCGGCUGGUUCGUCAGUCAGAUACCCCAUCCAUUCCUUCCCCGGGCCAGGCCUUUGGCUACGAGGAGGAUGCCCUGGGUGUGCUCCGCAAGCAAAAGCCCCCUCCUAGGGACACAACCCUGGGGCCGGCCUACUACAAUCCACCGCUGUCAGAGGUGAGUUCUGCACAGAAGUAUAAAGGGGUUCACUUUGGCAACAUGACCGGGAGGAGAGGUGAGGUUCUGGUGAAGGGUGGACCAGGUCCAGGAGAAUAUAACCCUGAGAUAGUUACAGAAACACACUAUGAGAAUGUGAACCUUCAAAGGGACCAGAGAGGUCGAGCUGAGCUUAUCAUCCCUCGCUACCAUGAACUGGUCCCCAAGCAAGAGGAAAAGAAGGGAGUUCCUGGUCCAGGCCAGUACCACAUCAGAAGUCAGUUUGAGAAGCCUGUCAAGCCCAGUGGCAACCUAUCGAAGUUCACUUGUCCCUUCCUCUCACAAGCUGAGAGGUUCAGCCCCAUGAAAGAAGUGUCGCCCCCUGUUGGUGCGUAUAAUGACCCGCGCUGUGCCCUAGAGCUGCUGAAUAGGACCACAGGAGUGAAGAAAAGCCCAUUUGGCAUCACUGCGGUGCGUUUUUCUCCAAAACACAAAAAAGUCUCCACACCAGGUCCAGGUUCCUACAAUGUGUUUGAGCAGGGUUUAGCCCGUGAGAGUUUUAAAAAGGCGGUUUUAGAGAAAACCAGGAAAGGAGGCUUUGGCUCCACCACUAAACGCGGCUCUGUUUUCCACAACAAGGAAUCAAUAGCGGCACCAAGUCCAGGACAGUAUGAGCCGGAGAAGAAGACAGAGGAGAGCUACAAAAAACAGCAAACCGCCAUUUUCAAAUCAGCCACCAGACGCCUGGUGUCACCACUACUGGCUAAAGACUCCCCUCCACCCAACAGUUACAAUGUGAGUCAGACAUUUGAGAAGGUUAAUGGCCACUUUUACUCAGAACCCCGAAGUGAAGGAGCUAAGAAACGUCAGAGCUGCUUCCUCUCUGCCGCACCGCGAGAUAAUUUCUUCCUGCGAUGUGACCCCAGCGUACCAGGCCCGGGCCAUUACAAUCCCAAUGUGAAAUCCCUCCCAAAGAUGGCUUUGAUCUCUUCCAGAGUGGAUCGAUUCAAAGUCUCCAUGAACACCAACCCUGGCCCUGGCACUCACCAGUUGAGUCCAGGUCUAAUGAACACAGUCCUGAAGGGCACCUUCAACGUGACGCUCAACAACCCUCUGAGUCCCUCCUGUUCUCCCCGUUUGGUCACUGGGCCUUUAACAGCCCACAAGACCAUUAACGCUGUCGCACCCAACGCCUUCAUCGCCGCCAGGACGUCUUAGAGCACUUUAUGGGUCAAAGUUUGGAGGUGAAAGGCACCGGCUUGGAAGAAAACCUACAAUGAACCUUGCCUCCACAGUCGAUUGUUCCCUCCUUCUCUACACACG
Stegastes partitus (bicolor damselfish) is the source of this 1845-nucleotide messenger RNA. It is a transcript of the gene stpg2, whose product is annotated as sperm-tail PG-rich repeat containing 2. The coding region runs from base 1 to 1740 and encodes 579 amino acids. The transcript is spliced from 14 exons. Lineage: Eukaryota; Metazoa; Chordata; Actinopteri; Pomacentridae. The record is from RefSeq and is a predicted model, not a curated record.